Molecule: messenger RNA, 4173 nt
Organism: Dromiciops gliroides (monito del monte)
Lineage: Eukaryota; Metazoa; Chordata; Mammalia; Microbiotheria; Microbiotheriidae
Gene: ARRDC4
Product: arrestin domain containing 4
Exons: 8
Coding region: 446-1576 (376 amino acids)
Biological process (GO): protein transport
Cellular component (GO): plasma membrane; cytoplasm
Molecular function (GO): ubiquitin-like ligase-substrate adaptor activity
Source: RefSeq, a predicted model, not a curated record
CAAGGAGAGGUGGGCCUCUCGGUCAGCCCAAUACGAAGGCGCGUGGGUUGGCUCUUUCUGCACCUUCCAGGUCCCAGCUGUGGGUUCGAGAGGGUUUGUUAAAGCGACAGUCACCUCAGUACGCUGGGCUCACCCAGGAACCAGCUAGUGACCCCGGCAAGCCGCGGAGCGAGGUGGGCCUCCCUUGCGAGUGGUUUUGGUAACCACACCCCGACCCCAACCCCGGCUCAGCCUGGUGAAAGGAGCCGCAUCUCUGCGUCGCCGCGCGGGUCGGCGGCCGGAGAGCAGGUGGCCUGUGAGGGGGGAAAGACAUGGGGGGUUGAAGCAACCGCGGGGGCAGCUGCACGGCAGGUACAGGGGCCGAGGGCCGCGUCAAGAGUCUGGGGCUCGUGUUUGAAGACGAGUCAGACGAGCAGCUACUCGAGCGGCGAGACCGUGGCUGGCCAUGUGCUGCUGGAGACCAGCCGAGCCACUGGCCCUCCCGAGCCCUUCGCCUGGAGGCCCAGGGCGGGCCCGGGCCAGCUGGAUCAGAGCCCCGGUCACCACAGGCUUGACGCCUCGGGGUCCCUGGCAGCGGAGGUGGAAGUACCUGAACAUCCGCCAGAGCCUCCGGGAGCCGGCUGCAGGUGAAGGCAUCAUUUUAUUACAGCCUGGAAAACAUGAAUUUCCAUUCAGCUUUCAGCUCCCAUCUGAGCCUUUGGUAACAUCAUUCACUGGAAAGUAUGGCAGUAUUCAAUACUCUGUGAGAGCAAUCUUGGAACGGCCUGUGGUACCCGACCAAAGUAUAAAAAGAGAACUCCAGGUUAUUAGUCAUAUUGAUGUCAACACACCAGCUUUAUUAACACCUGUAUUGAGAAGUCAUGAGAAAAUGGUUGGCUGUUGGUUUUUCACUUCUGGCCCAGUCUCAUUAAGUGCCAAAAUUGAGAGAAAGGGAUAUUGCAAUGGUGAAGCCAUACCAAUCUAUGCAGAAAUUGAAAACUGUUCAUCUCGUCUGAUUGUUCCCAAAGCUGCCAUUUUCCAAACACAGACUUAUUUGGCCAGUGGGAAGACUAAGACUUUUCGUCAAAUGGUUGCCAACGUUCGAGGAAACCAUAUUGCUUCUGGAAGCACAGAUACAUGGAAUGGCAAGACUUUGAAAAUUCCACCUGUUAUACCAUCUAUCCUUGAUUGCUGUAUUAUCAGAGUAGAUUAUUCCUUAGCUGUAUAUAUUCAUAUUCCUGGUGCUAAGAAACUAAUGCUAGAGCUACCAUUGGUAAUUGGCACAAUUCCGUACAAUGGUUUUGCGAGUAGAAACUCCAGUGUUGUUAGCCAGUUUGGUGUGGAUAUGAGCUGGUUGGCAUUGACACUCCCAGAACAUCCUGAAGCACCACCAAAUUAUGCUGAUGUGGUUUCAGAAGAAGAAUUUUCUAGGCACAUUCCUCCUUACCCUCAGCCAACUGAUUGUCAGGAAGAAAUAUGCUGUCCAUUGUUUGCUUAUAUACAAGAAUUCCGAUUUCAGCCUCCACCUCUAUAUUCAGAGGUUGAUCCACAUCCUGGUGAUAUAGAAGAGACUCAAACUGUUUCAUUUAUGCUAUGACUAUUUCAGACUCUGCUGCAGUCUUGAGAUCAGAUCAUGAACUCUUUCCUUCUGCCUUUGUUGGGAAGGGGCUAUAGAAGUAGGGAAAUUUAGCUUUCAUUAUCAAUUUCGAACAUAAAAGCUAAAGAAUGUAGAAGAUGGAAGAAGUGUGGGCUUUUGAUAUGGACAAGUUUGUAUGAUGGCCCUUUAAAUAAUGGGAUUGAUUAUGUGAGUAUCACUGAAUGGAACUGGAUAUACAGAUGAAGGUGGAGUAAGUGAAGGAAAAGAAUACUUGAGUGCCUCAAAAAGUACUACAUAUACAACGGAAAGACAGACAAACAUUUUAAGGGAUUGUGUCAAAGUGAAGCAAAAACAUCCUAAAAGUUUGGGGUUUCUCUAUAUAAAUUAGCAGCUUGUCUUUUGUAGACUAUAAGUAAAGAAAGAAUGUACAAGAGGAAAAUGAUCUAAUAUAGAAUUUAAAAGAACCCCCUCCACCAAUUUAAGGCUUUCAUGUUUUCUAUGCUGAAAAAUACUGUAAAAAUUUUUUUUAAAAAACAUCAUCACAUUUAUUGGCUCAAAUGUAGUGUAGCACAAUUUAAUUUGGCCAGUGUCAUUUGAAGCUUCAUUCCAUGAGCAGUAAUUUGUACAAUAUCAUGAAACUAAAAGUGACUCAGAAUUCAAAGGGGAUACGAGUCAAAUUUUGUAUGACUUCAAAGUAAUUUAUUCUUGAGUUUUAAUUUUCUUAACGGUUUUCUCGAACAUGGUGGAUUUAGAAUUUUUCUUUUUAUAUUUCUGUAACUAAAGGCACAGCAAGGAAAUUUAAGAGUUUCUAGUUGGUUUGAUUGAUGAAAUAGACAAAAUAUAUUCAAAAGCUUUUCUAAAGCCUACCUCUUUAAAAGUUGUAGUUACCUGCUUAGAGGUUAUAGACCUGAGAACAAAAGUUGUAAAUGAACUUCUGUUCUUUACAGUAUCAGAUUCUAUAAUCAUUUGUAGUGAGAUUUUGAAAUGGACUAUUAGAACUCUGUUAAGACAGGAGUAAAAUGAAGGUUAAUAUGUAUAUAUAUGCAUAAUAUGUAAAAACAUAUAUGUAAAUAUAUACAUAUAGCUAUAUUACUUAUAAGCAAGAAAGUAAUAAUAAAUGCCGUACAUUGCUAAGAAGAGGACGAAAACCUCUCUGAAAAAAUUUUAGCUUAAAAACUCUACAGCUACAGUUCCCAUUCUUCAACAAUUCUAUCUAAACUGUGAUUUUUCUUUUUGGUGCAAUAUUUUACUAUGUCACUUAAACUCAGGACAUUCAGAUCAUCAUGAUCGUGUUGCUGCUAAAAGUACAUGCAGCUCCCCCCAUACACCCAUUAUCAAAGUUAAGAAUUUAAUUACACUUUGUAUGACAAACUGAUGAUCCAAUACUAAAUUUCAGAAAGGUAUAGGAGCCCUCUAGCAUUUAUUUUUCUGGUAUAAUAUCAGGUGAUAGAUUUAAAUUUUAAGUGACAAAGUAUUUGUUUUCUGUCAUAAGGGUUUUGACUCAAGACCUUGGUGCUUCCCAUAAUCAUUAACUACAAUUAAAACAGAAACUUAAUAAGUUUAAAUGAUUUUCUGUUUAAAAAUCAUAAUCAUUAAAACAGCAGGGAUUUUUCUACUUACAUUGUAUAUGUUUUCUUUGUACUUUUCAGAACAUACCUCUUAAUCAUUUGAGUUUUGUAAGCACUUCUUUACUUUUAAGCCACUGUUUAAAGUCAAUAUAAAAUUGUGCUACUUGAACUAUUAACUAAAUUACACAGCUUUGCUCAGUUUUAUUAUUUCAGGAAAAUAGCAUCUUCAAAUAGUCCUUGUUUUGAAAAUUGGUAAUUUGCAUGCUUGUAAAAAAGAUCAGGUUUUUCUAUAAUGCCAAAACAAUUACUGUUCAGUUGAGAAAUAUUCCACAUCAAACUUCCAAGUACAGUUAAACUGUUUCCUUGGAUACACUUGACAAAAUUAAGCACUUAUUUAAAGUUAAUGUUUUGACACCCUAAAAGAAUAAAAUCAUGUAAUGCAUACAUCAGUAGACAAUGACUUUGAAGCACAAGAAAAAAUAGUGGGAAAAUGAAUGCAUUUGCCUAAUUAGCAUUUGAUACAGCUGACUUUAACUUAUUUAUGGUGUAAAAUUAUAUAAAAUACCUUAAAUUAAGAAAAAUAUUUGUCUUAUUUAGAAAAUCAUAAAGGUUGUCAUUUGACUGGACAUUUACCUCAAUAUCAUUAUGGUACCAAGAAUAUUCAUUGAAAAGUAAAUAUGCUGCUGGGAUGUGUUUGAUUUUCACCUCUUUGUGGCUUUUAUUUUGUUUUGCAACUGAACUGUGGCCUUAGAAUUGUUUUCUUUAAAAAAAUAAUAAAGUGAAAAAUAUGUGUCUUGGCACAUAAAACCUUUACAGGGCAAAAACCUUGAUGCUUUCCUGUUUUGCACAAUAAGCAAGGGUUUUUUGGUUUUGUUUUGGGUUUCUUUUCAUAGGUGAGCUGUGAAACAGUUUUUUUCAGUUUGGAGGAAAAAAAAAAGCUGUUAAAAUAUAUUAACCCAUAGUAAAGAGGGGGGAAAAAGAUUGUAUUUUGUAUUCAUGUAUGAACCCCAUGGGUUCUUUUUGUUAAUA